GCCUGUCCGCUGUGGCUGCACACCCAAGGCUGAGAGGACGAGGAGUUUGGGUGCUGCCGGGUUUGGGCCCUUUGGAGUCGGCCCUUCGCGCUCUCCCUCACUGUGGCCAAAAGUCUUUCUUUUAGUCAAGAUGAGUGAUAAGCCAGACUUGUCUGAAGUGGAGAAAUUUGACAGGUCAAAACUGAAGAAAACCAAUACUGAAGAAAAAAAUACUCUCCCUUCACAGGAAACUAUCCAACAAGAGAAAGAGUGUGUUCAAACUUCGUCAAAUGGGGAUCUCCUCCCAACAGCAAAUUUCAACAUUGCUUAA
Molecule: messenger RNA, 310 nt
Organism: Odobenus rosmarus divergens (Pacific walrus)
Lineage: Eukaryota; Metazoa; Chordata; Mammalia; Carnivora; Odobenidae
Product: thymosin beta-15A-like
Exons: 2
Coding region: 131-310 (59 amino acids)
Source: RefSeq, a predicted model, not a curated record